Molecule: messenger RNA, 679 nt
Organism: Fragaria vesca subsp. vesca
Lineage: Eukaryota; Viridiplantae; Streptophyta; Magnoliopsida; Rosales; Rosaceae
Exons: 2
Coding region: 1-339 (112 amino acids)
Source: RefSeq, a predicted model, not a curated record
AUGAUAUGGGGGAGUUCUCUUGGCAUUUUAAAGCCUCAACCAAUCUAUGUUCUCCACUCCAAGCAAUUUCUUUGCCACCACCUAUUGGUUGAAACAAGGAGAAACUCAAGUUUGUUGGGAAGGGCUUUCAUCCAUGAUCUCAAGAUUGUUGGAGAUGGCUUUCAUCUAUGGUUACCAAGUAUAAGCUACAUCCACAAGGAGAAGCUUUUGUCCAAUUUGUAUCCAUAUGCAGGUGCAUUAGGCAGGAUCAAAGGAGUUCUGAAAGAAUUCGUCUUCUUGGGACUAAUCAAGUUUGUCUUUCAUUUCAUUAAAAUGCUCACAAGUCAUAACACUACUUAACUUGAAGGUCGAGCAGUAAACCCUCACUGUCUAAGCUGAAUGCAGCAAUCAUUAGAACCGAAAAGACCAUGUGAACAAGGCAAGUACUUGUGAAAGCUUCAACUUAUAUGGGCAGGAGGAAAAUUUUGUUCCGACUUUACAAAUUUUCCCGGACACGGACAGGGAUAUGGAUAUUCUUGUAGAGUUGCCAGCUUUCAAACUUGAGUUGCUACCAAGGCUUCUAAAUCUUUAACAGCAUGGUCGACUGCAUACAGUAUCAUUUUCUUUAUCUGCACCACCAAAAGAUAAUGCCUUAAAUCAAACUUGGAAGAAUCAAAGUGAAGUAAAGAGAAGGAAAGUU